GAACAGCAGGGCGCGUGAGGAAUAAGAAAGCACACUUUUUGAGCUAUUUCUUUCCCCCCUGCAUGAGUUUGUACAGAUUGAACUUGGCUGCUGGCGCGGAGUCACACACAUGUCACACAGACGUCCCGCUGACGCACCGACGGCCAGCAGGUUCCAAACAGACAGACGGAUCUGAUCUUUACGCACCAUGGAUGAGGGCACGGUGACCGGCAGCGACGCGCCUCCGGAUCUGAAAGACAUCGAGGUGAAAAUGGGACGGAAGAUCCCCGACGGGUUGCUCAGGUGGAUGCGGGAAGAGGCGUCUCCUCUGUCCGCCGCGCACGACGCCAGCACGGACACCAGCAAGAAGAGCCUGGACGAAAAGAUCAGGAAAUUAAAGAUGGAAAUGGCCCACUUGCGUUCUGUGGAUGUGAAGAUCUUGCAACAGCUGCUGGCGCUCCAUGAGGGUAUCGAAGCGGUGAAAUGGCUGCUGGAGGAACGUAGCACAUUGACCAGCCGCUGCAGCAGCCUGACCAGCAGCCAGUACAGUCUGGGCGAGGGACCUGACACGUCCUGGAGAGGCUCCUGGAGCAGCCUGCAGGACCCCAACGACAAGCUAGACAACAUCUCUGUUGGCAGUUACCUGGACACCCUGGCCGAUGACAUGGAUGAGUACUGCGCCUCCAGCUCUGAGUCGGUGAUUUGCUCAUCCACACCGUUAGUCUCAGAGGUAACAGUCGUGGGUCGGACAGUGGGAGGCCCCGGGGCCUCGGGCGCACAGUCUGGGACUGGAGUUGUGGUAGGAGUGAGGUCUGGAACUGCUGCCACUAGAAAUGAAGUUGGAUCAGGGAGCCAAGUUGUGGUGAAUGAGGGUAGAGCCGGGGCUGGAAAUGGGAUGGAUUUGAAACGCAGGUCUGGAACUGGUCCGGCCACUGCCGUCACUGGAAGUUCUGGGACAGGAAGCGGGAACUCUGCAGUUCCUGUUAACUGCCCGCAGUCCACGAUUGAGGGCCCCAAACAAGACACUUCCAUCUGGAACAAAGCUGAAGAGACAGCUGAAGGAGGUACUUUUAAGAAUAAUGCUCAGACAAACGGCAUUAUGUCUAACGCCAUAAAGGACAAAACAACCACAAAAACAGGCGGCCCUGAACAAACCCGGGCCAACCUCAAAGAGAAACUAGGGAUGAGUCAGAGCCCCAAACGCAAACCUUACAAAAACGGAAAAAUCGACAUGGAUACUUGCAAAAUGAAUGGCAAACUUCAUCUGGAGUACGAUGCGCACUGGCGGUGGGUGCAAUCGCAAGAAGACGUGACAUUUUUAUGAGACAGUUUAUCACCAAGAUAACAAAAGCCACAACUGCGCAAGCCCUUUGCAAUGUCAAAGGGGUACAAGGUGGAAAGAACUGCUGUUUUGAAAUGCACACAGUGGGACUUUGCUUGCCGACAGACGAAUCACAAAGAUAUAUGUUUUGUGUUCCUUAAUGUGACUGCACUAACUUUCUAAAACACACUGAUGUCAUUAUGAAGAUGGAUGCACAUUACAGGAUUUAGAUGCUGUUUAGCCCGUCAGAGCUGCCUCACACAAACAUAAGAAAACCUAAUAUAAAUUCAUGUAUUAUUCUCAGGGUGUUUCUUGGCAUUCCCUGAUUUUUAUUUUAUUUUAAUGUAUUGAUCUGGGAUGUAAAGCACAGUUGGAUCUGCCAGAGAGCUGAAACAUAAUUUCAUAUUGUUUGACAAACAGUACCUAUAAAUAUUCUAAAUAAUCACCUACUUGGACACCAAUGCUGCGUUCACAUGUCGGUGUCAGAAAAACUGUCACAGCGGUCAUUACAACAGAACUUAUGCCGUCUGCAGCAGCAGACUGCAGGUGAAGAAGCGCCAUCAUUUUUCAGUGAUAACAAUAGAGACAAUAAUUUAGCCUUAGAGCUUUAGCCAGCGUUAUAUUACAACAGGAAAUCCUGGCUCUGAUAGCAGCUUAAAAAGUUAACUUUCUGUGAGGUUAUGAGUGAAUUCCCUUUUGAAAUAUAUCAAGUUAUUCACAUUUACCUGUUUAAAACCAGGCUACUCUCUGCACUUAAAUAAUACAUCUGUCACAAUCUGUUUUUCCUCCCCGUUAAAGAUUAAACAACAUCCAUCUUGUUCUUGAUGCUGCAGUAAGCAGCACCAAGUUGAAAUUUUUAAAGUUUUGAUGGCAAGUGCUGUCGCAGUGGACAAGCUGCCACAGUCACAGCUAGAGGUGGUGGAAUUUUUCCAUCAACCUCUCACUGAAAACAAUGGAACAUCCAGUUUUUCAUCUGCCACUUUCUGCCGACAUGUGACCGAGGCAUUACAGGACUUAAUUAUUUUGUGAUGUAAACAU
This is a messenger RNA of Thalassophryne amazonica, 2338 nucleotides long. It is a transcript of the gene lurap1, whose product is annotated as leucine rich adaptor protein 1. The coding region runs from base 188 to 1303 and encodes 371 amino acids. The transcript is spliced from 2 exons. The record is from RefSeq and is a predicted model, not a curated record. Lineage: Eukaryota; Metazoa; Chordata; Actinopteri; Batrachoidiformes; Batrachoididae. Gene Ontology annotation, biological process: positive regulation of cytokine production; positive regulation of canonical NF-kappaB signal transduction.